Abrus precatorius (Indian licorice) is the source of this 2172-nucleotide messenger RNA. RefSeq names its product protein DYAD-like. Bases 414 to 1724 code for a protein of 436 amino acids. The record is from RefSeq and is a predicted model, not a curated record. NCBI's taxonomy places the organism in Eukaryota, Viridiplantae, Streptophyta, Magnoliopsida, Fabales, Fabaceae. Gene Ontology annotation, biological process: meiotic sister chromatid cohesion; meiotic cell cycle; reciprocal meiotic recombination. The transcript has 8 exons.
AAAUUAGAUGGGGAACCCAUGGUGUUGCCCAUGGCCAAGAGAAAGAGGCCAAAAGUGUGGGACCCAAGAUUCUGAUUAAAAACAAUUAUUUUAUUCUUAGUGAUUAAUGAUUUCAGGGUUUUGUGGGGUUUUGACGGUUAGGGUUUAGCUCCGGAGUUUAUAAGAUAGAGAAAGUAAAAAAUAUUAAAAAUAAAAACAAAAGAAAAGGGAUUCGUUUUUCUCCUAACGUUAUUUGGAGCAGCAGUCACGGCUUUGGGGUUUCGUUUGGUCGCACAGUGCUGUCGGCCAUUCUCUCUCAUUCCUCUUUUUCGCGCUUCACUCAUUGGUUACUGUAUCAAGAUUCAUAUGUGCUUCUAGAGUGUACGGAACUUGUGAGAACCAACAGAUCAGUUGAGGUAAACAGAGCUGCACUGAUGGAUCAGUGGGGUGUUCAUCAUGGAGUCAUGUUCAUCGGUCAUCAUGAGGAAGAUGGAAGUCAGCCUCCUUCUGAUAUUUCUAAGGAAGAGGAAUCAAACGAUGAAGAAGAAAAAAUCAUUAAAACUGAACCUGUCUUUGUGCAUGAAAUUAAGAAACGGAAGCGACUUAGCCUUAGUCAGCUUAAAGAGGUGAAAGAGGAAUCAUGUGGAAGACAAAGCAAUAGCAAGCUUAAGUCAAAAAAGCAUGAAAGUAGGGACAGAUGGUCAGCCGAGAGGUAUAAGUUGGCUGAGCAAAACAUGUGGGAGGUUUUAAAGGCUGAAGGUGCCACAUUUGAAAACCCAAUAACCCGACCUGCGCUAAGAUUGGCUGCCCGUAAACACAUUGGUGAUACUGGACUUUUAGACCACUUACUGAAGCACAUUGAUGGCAAAGUUGCACCUGGAGGGAGUGAGAGGUUCCGAAGAUGGUUCAACACCAAUGGAAUCAUGGAGUAUUGGUUGGAAAGUGCUGACUUGGACAAGGUCCGCCAGGAGGCAGGGGUACAGGACCCUUACUGGAUACCGCCAUCUACAUAUAGGGCAGGCAGUGCCCCCUCCCAGAACACUGAUUCUUCUGGUGAAUUGAAACAGCUUAAAGUAGAAUUGGCCCAAAUGAAGAAAGAUAUGCAGGAGCUCAUUGCCAAGAAGCCAGAGAAAAAUGAGAUCAGUAUGAUGGAGGAUACUCACAAGGAAUUUGUGAAGUGGAAAGCUAUGACUGACCGUCGCCUGACUGAAAUCAUUGCUUCUUUGCAGGGUGUGCAGGGAAAGUAUGGUGAACUGGUGACUUGGAAGACUAAAAUUGAGCAACAGCUUGUGGAAAUAACCAAUAAACUGAAUGAUCUCCAAGCAUCAAGGGAAUGCACCACUUUUAGUCCUGGUUCAGAAAGAUGGAAAGAUUGGAUAGAAGGCACCAACCUAGAGAAUAUUCAGGAGGAUGCAUUUGCAACUUGGAUUGGGAAUUCAGAACUACUUAAUGUUCCAGAAGAGGUUGUACUUGAAGAUCCCAACACAACCAUACCAGCUCAGCUACCCAAUGAAGAACUGACAAACAAGAAGAGCGAUGUGCUGGAGUUGGUGCCUGCUAGACAAGAAGAUCAACCGAAUGUGACCCCUGAUUCUUCUACAACUGUUAAUUCAAAGUCAGACAUUGACAAUUCAUUGAUUAUGUUUCAGGAAAUGUUCAUGGAUUUAUUCAAAUGGAAAGAAAAAAUGGAGCAGCAGCUGUUGGAGCUAUCAAAUACUGUAUAUGGUAUGCUGGCAAUGAAGUAGACAUCACUUUGAAGUAUCAAAGCCUAGGAUAGGAUUAUAACCACCCCUUCGAUCAUAUUUUUCUUUGUUACUGUUAAAACUGGUAGAGUUUAGAUAUUGUACAGCAUUAACAAUCUGAUCCUGAAAAUCUUUGCCAACCAUUAAGUUCAUAGAAGAGGUUCUGGGUCUCACCUGCUUGAUGAGCUGCAAAUUGUUGAUAUGUUUGACUGGCCUUUUAACAGUAUACUUGGUUAUGAAUUAAGGUGAAGGUAGGUCUUCAGUGGGACUGACAAUGGUUGUUUUCUCGACUUGUUGGUUAAGAUGAGUUCCUUCAGUAUAGAUGUCUUUAGGUAGGCUUUACCCGUAUUUAACGUAUUAGCUAGAGCUUUCUUGUUAGAACUUUUGUACUUAACCUAUUUGGGAACAAAUUGCCAUAUUUAUAUAUAGAAUCUCUACGAUAUCGUUUUAG